AUGGGUGUGGAUACCCAGCGUCCGCCCCUCCCGGCGCCUACCGAAACCUCAUUCGCCGACGACAGCAGCUUUCGAGCUGACGACCUCGCCACCGACGUGUCCCGCAGGACCGACCGCUCUCACUUUUCCAUACCUGACGACGGCAGCCCCGUCACCAUCGCCACCAAGGCCAAGGACAAGCUUGGCCACAGUCGACAACAGUCCCAGACCUCGCUUCUCAUUGAGUACUUCGAGGCAGGAAAGGCUGGCGACAAAGUUCGCUCGCGCCCGAGCGUUAGAGUAAGAGUCACGCCCUCGUCCAAGCACGGGCGGUCCAAGACUGGUCACGACCACGUCGAGAUCACCCAGACCGACAGAGAUCGGAAGCCCUCCUACACACGCAGAAUCUCGCUACCAUCGUCAAAGAGUGGAGAGCCCAAGCUUGGAGAGACGAGUGAAGUGUCCCUUUCUGAAGAGUCAAACGUGAGCGGUAUGCCCCCUGUAGACGUCGAAGUGCUCCACAACGGCAGCGACCUGUCUCGCUCGGAACUGUCUCAAAGCCGCUACAUGCCUGCCGGCUCCGACAUCUCAUCAAUGCCUCCGGAUAGUAUGGUGGAUGGUCCGCCUGCCAUUAUUCCUCCGACGCUUAGUCGCAGAAGGAGCCGGAGCUUGGAUCGCGAGAAGACCGUGUCCGAGGACAGUGGCAGGCUCAAGGCGCCGUCUCGACGCAGGAGCCGCAGCUUGAGCAGGGAGCGCAUCAUGACGCAAAAAAUCAUGGAAAAGCUUACCAAGGAACAAGCUGAGGCCGGCAAGCUGAAGCAUCGCCGCGAGAAGAGCUCCAGUCGGGAGAAACUAUCGGAAGGAAAGACGUCUUCCCGACGCAAGCCCUCUCGCUCGCGUCGCGAAGAAGCUCUGAUCAGCGGCACCGAAUCCAGCUUGCUCGCUUCUGAAGUUAGCCGCAGAUCCGGCGACACGCAGUCUAUGUUAUCGGGCAUGUCAACCACCUCCUCCUCCAUCAACAACCCCAAACUCCUCGCUACCGUAGAGGAUGCCAUCAAACGACUUAUUCUCCCCGAGAUCAAUGCCCUCAAAGAAACCCAGGGCCGCGACAAGUAUGAUCGUUUCACUCGAGAUUCCCUGUAUUCGAGCAGCUCGCGAGGAGAAUUGAAGAGAUCCGUCUCCAAAUCAUCCAGCGCGCCUAACGUCAAGGUAGUUCUGAACCGUGACGAGAAAGACCCAGGAACCGUGCUCUCUGGCGACUCGGUGCGGAGUAAGAGGUCAAGGAGACCCAGCCGAGACUCCGGUUCAGAAUUGAGCUACGACAGAUACGGUUCCGAGACCACGGUUCGAGAAGACGAGAGGCUACACAAGAAAAAGAGCAAGGACAAGCGCUUGAAGGAGGCUGCAGUUGUUGGCGCCGUCGGCGCUGGUCUCACAGCGGCGGCUCUCAAACACCAUGAUUCCGAAGCUAGUUUGGACACUAAGGAACGCCGGAAGAAACGCAGCAAAAGCAGGAGCCGGUCCGCGAGCAUUUCCGAGAGCAACAUUGAGGAGAGCCACAAGGGAUCAGUCCCACCACUGCCAUUGCAGAGCGAAUUCCGCGCCUCAGAAAUGACGCGCGAUUCCAUUCUUUCUGCUGACACCGAACGGCCCGAAUCCGCAAGAGGCGCAACGCCAAUUCGCGAGGUGUCACGAGGAACGCCUCGUCCGGUCAUGUCUCCGGCGCCUUCUACGCCCAGCAGAACUCCUGCAGCCUUGCGUCGUGGGCCUAACAGCAACAGCUCUCUAGGAGGACUCAGUGCUGCUGCGAGUGCAAGGAGCGAUAGGGAACCGUCAACCAGAGCAAAGGCUGCUGCGGCGCUUGCAGCGGCCGGAGUAGGUGGUGUUGCUGCGGCGUCAGUGCGCAGCAGUUCGCGGACUCCUACCCAUGAGUUUCGCCAAAGCGAUCUGAGCUACGAGGAUCGCAAGGACAACUCCCCUCACCGCCCCCGUUCGUCUCGAAGUGCCGCUUCCAUAUCGACAGCUGGUCACGAAGCACCAAAGAAGCUCUCAGAGGUAUCACUGAAUUCGGCUGCCAACUCACCCAGUACUAACGCCGCGCGGUCACGGAGAAGGUCCGAUGGUAUCCCCUCGGGCAGAAAGUCUGACGUUUCUGAAAUUGACCUCGUACAUGAGUCGGAGCUUUCCUACAACGAUGGCACUGCCACUCCACGAGGGCAAGAAGAUGCUGACAGGUUCUUUGACCAUGAACAUGAGGAGAACGAAGCGCUUCGCGCCGAAAUGGACAUCAAGCGUUUGACUGGCUACACCGAUGACAGCUUGGGUUCUUAUCCUCUGGAAUACAAGCGAUCGACGGCGUAUACGGAAGACAGCAUGGAUGGCCAUUACCGCGAUGAGAAUCCGGCAAGUUCUGAUGUUCAGGAAGUCGGCGGUAUGCAGUGGGGUGAUAGGUUUGGCGGAAGGGCAGACUUCGUCGCCACUCCAGCUGCAGUCGAGUCCGCUGUGGCUUCGUUGGUUGACCCUUCUACCGUCAGCACCAGCGUGCGCUCAUCCCAGAGAGACUCACGCCUUGGAGAAUUCAUCCACAUGCAUAUGGAAGAACCACACCAAUCCUCUGGCGAGGUGACUAUCACGGGCCAACCUGAAACCAGUGAAGAGCGAUGGGCUGCCCUUCGAGACCAAGCAAAGAAGAUCGAUCAGUACGAAGAUGAAGGUUCUCCCACUCACAGCGAGAUGCAAUCAUACCGGUCCGAGGACUCGCUCCGAAUGACGCACAAUGCGAUGCCCUUUGGUGAGCCCAUGCCAGAAAUUGGACAUGGAUUGGAUAACGAAUCCGAAGUCACGACGAAUCCAUCCGAAAUCCAGGGCCCUGCACGCACCCCUGACCGUUGGCCAUACGAGCCCACUCCACCCAUGUCUUCAAAUGGGCUACGCACUGGCGAAGCCUUGGCUGUUGGAGCCGCCGGUGCUGCAGCCGCGCAUAUGCUCCACGAUGAUCACGGAAGCGAAGUGUCGCAAGAUCGUCAUUUCCAGCCCAUGGUAGAAGACGAUUACGAGGAUUAUGGAGAGCCUUAUCCUCAGCACGAGGAGAGUUUCCCUCAGCAGCACAUGGGCCCCAACAGCCCAGGAAAUUGGAAGGACGAGGGUUACAUCUCGGCUGCUCAGCCCGGCUACACUCCCGAGCCUCAAGUGGACAACUCUAGGUUUUUCGAAGACGGUGGCCUGCCGGACAUGUCUGGCGAUCUGCUUGAGGACGAUUCAUUUGCUGUAGGCGGCAAUCCAAUGCACACCCGCAACUUCAGUGGGAACUCGCACGGCAUGGACUCGCCUCUGUAUGACAGCGCUACCGGCAAGGGGAUUGACAACAUCCAGUCAAAGGACAUUGUGGCUCUCAUGGACCAUCUCACCGUUCGCGAUGCCCAAAGAAAUGCGCGCGACACUGAAAUCUUGGUCACGCUCGUUCGGAGUGCCGCGGACAUGCGGAACUCGUUUGAAGAAAUGAAGAAGUUCAUCGCCGAGCAGGACAAGAUGAUAAUGGGCAACUCUGAUCGGGAUGCUGAAGUGGUUGUCCAAAGGCUUCUCCAGGGUCCGCGACCGCAGCCACCCAGCACGACUCGUUUGCGAGGGCGAUCAUCUGAGGAAGUUGACGACGGUUCCGCGAAGCGCAAGAACGUCUUCAAGAGAGCCCUCAAGGGCCUUAGCACGAAGAACACGAGCGAGUUGUCAAGGAUUGAAGACAUGCUCAUGCAACUUCUCGAUGAAGUCGAAGGGCUCCGAGACGGCCAAAACCUUGGGCCGCGGCCAUUGCUGAUGCAAAACAGCCAAGGUCAGAGCAUGACAUCCUAUGAGAACUUGCGUGCUGCCGGCGAUCCGGGGUACGAGCCGGAAGGUCGGGCCAACACUGCAUCUACACCUGACCAAUCCGGGACCUUUUCCAACCCUUCUUCUCGUCAAGUUGGCCGCCAUUCAGGAUACGAUGGACGCCGUGGGUCCGAACACCGCAUCAGCACGGUGUUGGAAGGGGACGAGGAACUGGACGAGCAUGAGGCUCGUCUCCUCGACCAUUCUUUUGCGAACAACGAUCGCCUGUUGACACCAACAGAGGAAGUGAGGCGCACGAGUUCCAUGCCACAGGAAAUAACGCCCCCAGGACAACGCGGGUUUGACGAAUCACCGAACCAGGAAGUCAACUCCAAGGCCAAGGCGAAGCACAAGUCCAACAGUUCCUCCAUUUUCGGCAUUCCAAAGAUCUCGCGCUGGUCCAAGACGACUGCCUCUACAGAGAAAGAGAGUGUUCGCAACGGCAAGAAGGGGAGGCCAUACUCGCAAGCGUCUCGCUCGGGCUCCAACCUCAACGUCAAUGAAUAUGGCGACUACGAUCUUCAGGAUGACGAUCGAAUCCGGUCGAGUACUUCGCUGACCGGUUAUCAUCAGCGUGCGCGCUCGUUCGACCAGGCUCGGUCGCCUUCUCCUCUCAUUCCGGACGACGAUGAUGAUAUGGACGGACCGAAGUAUCAAGCUCAUCGGAACUCAUUGAACCUGGAGCAUCCGCAGCCACGCCAGGGCCCGACCCAUCGCCACCAGACGCAUCUGGAAUCACAAGCCAUCGACUUCGAUGACCCUCACUCUCCUGACUUCGAUCAGUGGGGCUCCGCUCCAAGCCUUGCUCUGAACAGAAGCCGCUUUGGCGGAAACAAUGGCCAUAUGUCCCCGCUCUCGGAUGGUGGCUACUCAAACCAUUCUGCCUCCGAGCAAGUAAACGGUCGGCACAGAGACGAUGGCCCUCUUGUGCCACAGGUGCAGCAGCCUCCUCAGCAGCAGCGCAGCCUGCCUUUCGGAGCGAAGCAGAUGUACAGCAGCCCAUUGAGCUCGGGCCAGCUUCUGUCGCCACUUCCGCCUAUUGAGGAAGUUCGUUACAGCUUGGAGACGGACAGGCAUAGCCUGACACCUUCACCGAACCCUUCAAGCCAGAUGGGUGUGCGAAGCCCUGGGCGGAAGAUCACCGGCCCAAGGCCUAUGGGCUCAAAGAGCCCGCGCCCUAUGGAGCACUCGGACACUGUAGUAAGGAGGAAGCCUGUGCGCGAGCAGAGCCCUGCCCUCGAAUCCUACCGCGAUAGCUUUGACAGCUUCGACCGCGACACUUUCUAA
Molecule: messenger RNA, 5127 nt
Organism: Diplodia corticola
Lineage: Eukaryota; Fungi; Ascomycota; Dothideomycetes; Botryosphaeriales; Botryosphaeriaceae
Exons: 2
Coding region: 1-5127 (1708 amino acids)
Source: RefSeq, a predicted model, not a curated record